Messenger RNA from Penicillium waksmanii, 1176 nucleotides. RefSeq lists its product as uncharacterized. The record is from RefSeq and is a predicted model, not a curated record. Bases 1 to 1176 code for a protein of 391 amino acids. The transcript has 4 exons. NCBI's taxonomy places the organism in Eukaryota, Fungi, Ascomycota, Eurotiomycetes, Eurotiales, Aspergillaceae. Gene Ontology annotation, molecular function: oxidoreductase activity; zinc ion binding.
AUGCGCUCCGUCAUUUUUGAUGGAAAGCCGUACGAAGUGAAUGUUCGCAGCAUUUCAAAGGCAAGCAUUGUCAAACAAACGGAUGCUGUGGUACGUGUUACCACAGCAGCGAUCUGUGGCUCCGAUCUACACAAUUACCAUGGCGUUUUUGGCAGUAGUAAGGUUCCUUAUUCUCUUGGGCAUGAAGCCAUGGGAAUAGUUGAACGAGUUGGAUCUGGUGUGGAGAUCGUGAAGGUCGGAGAUCGAGUCCUCAUCCCCGAUUGUCCUGAUAAUGGCUUGCUUGAUGUGAAACCGGAAAUCAUGCCCGCGUUGAGCGUUUAUGGACAGGCCGAGUUUGUUCGUGUCCCCGUCGCAGACAAAUCUUUGAUCAUACUGGGCGAAGAGCAUGAUCACAUAGAAGACAAGGACUUCCUAGUCCUCACCGAUAUUUUUCCCACGGCCUGGGUCGGAGUUUCCUGGUCCGGCUUUGAGGCAGGAGAUACGGUCGCUAUCUUCGCGCAGGCCCUGUCGGUCUUCUCGCCGCAGCGCCUUGAAGCCGCAGCGUCCAUUGGCGCCAUUCCGAUCAACUUUACCAAAGGUGAACCAUCGGCGCAAAUCCUUGCCCGGGAACCGGACGGUGUCCAACGCACUGUGGAUUGUGUCGGGGAGGAAUGCCUAAAUGGCAAGCUGAAACAUGAACAGUCAUUUGUUGUCUCCCAGGCGGUCAAGUGUACAAGUGUGGGCGGUGGUGUUGGGGUGAUUGGAGUACACUUUGCCUUGCCGACUUCCAACGGAGUGAAGCGAGGAAACACCAUUUCGCCCACAAUGGAUUUCCCCAUGACUAUUUUCUGGGAGAAGAAUUUAACCAUGUGCGGGGGUACAGUGGAUAGCAAGUUAUUUGUUGAGCCAUUGUUAGAACUUGUGAAAAAUGGCAGAGCUAAGCCUGGCUUUGUUUUCUCUUCCACAAUUGAUAUUGAACAGGCGCCCGUGGCAUACCGCCGAUUUGAUAAUAAGUUGGAGACUAAGGUUAUGACCAAGUUCCCUCGCGAUGGAAAGGAAAAUGGUCAUGUUGCAGCGGAGACUUCAGAGAAUGGGGAGCCAGAAAACGGCGCGGAUUUACACGGUGGCCAAUGGAGUGGCAAGACCAAACGGCGUUCGACCUCUUCACAAGCUGCUCAUAAACGAGCGAAGAAUUAG